This is a messenger RNA of Nematolebias whitei (Rio pearlfish), 1605 nucleotides long. RefSeq lists its product as uncharacterized. Bases 1 to 1605 code for a protein of 534 amino acids. Gene Ontology annotation, biological process: calcium ion import across plasma membrane. Gene Ontology annotation, cellular component: membrane. The record is from RefSeq and is a predicted model, not a curated record. NCBI's taxonomy places the organism in Eukaryota, Metazoa, Chordata, Actinopteri, Cyprinodontiformes, Rivulidae. The transcript is spliced from 14 exons. Gene Ontology annotation, molecular function: calcium channel activity; protein binding.
AUGUAUGACUCAGUGGAUCUUCAAUUUCUGGAUGAGGUGAUCUCAGAUGGUGCCGAUCCAAACUCCUCCGACAGAUAUGGUCAAACUGUCCUGCAUGAGGUGUCCAGGGCUUGGAGUGUUGAUGUGAUGAAGUUCUUUUUGGCUCGGGGCUCAGACCACCUCCAUCCAGACCAGUUUGGGGUUACUCCACUGCAUGUAGCCUCUGCUCUGGACUAUGAGGACAUGGUUCAGUUCCUGCUGGAUAAAAAAGCUGAUCCGGGUGCUCACACCUUCCUGGACCGGCAGACUCCUCUUCACUAUGCUGCAAAGAACGAUGCUGCUGGAUCUAUUAGACUACUGCUGCAGGCCGGAGCCACCAUCAGCUGCACUGACUACAAAAACAGAACACCCCUCCAGCUUGCUGCCAACAUGGAGCGCAGCGAAGCAGCUCAAGUCCUGCUGGAACUUGGGGCGAGUGCCAGUGGGAAGGACUCUGAUGGACAGCUGUGUAUCACUGCUCUUAUUGGUCGGAUGAGUCAUGUGGCUCAGCUGGCACUUGGUCAGUUCCAUGUGACAGACAGAAUGACCAGGCAGCAGUACUUCUACCUGAGCCUGCUGGAACCUGAACCACGUUCACCUGAGGAAAACAUGCAUGCAUGUCUCCUGGACUCAAAGAACAUCUUUGAUUGGCUGGUUUACUCUCUACUGAUGGUGUCCUUCAGCUUCCACAUGGCUGACGUGUUUCAUCCAUCCUCCUGUUUGCGCACGCUCAGUCUGCGCCUGUUCUCUAUCUCUAUCAUAUUUUUGUGGCUGCGACUCAUGAAACACGUUAGAGCCUUCAGGUUGAUGGGGCCGUUUAUUGUCAUGCUGGGGAACAUUGUUGGAGAUGUGAUGUGUUUCCUCUUCUUGUACGCUGAGAUCUUCAUCCCCUACGCAUGCAGCUUCUGGAUCAUAUUUGGAGGCUCGUCCUCAGUUCCCAGCAUGCAGUCUGUCUCAGGUCUGCUCUACAGUCUGUACCGGAUCACUCUGGUGGAUGAAUACGAGUAUGCUGCCAUGGUAAAGGUGGAUGAUGUCAUGGCUCCUCUGCUGUGUGGAACAUUUCUGGCUGCAUCCUCUAUCUUAUGUGUCAACCUGCUGAUUGCACUGCUCACUGACACAUUCCAGAGAGUUCAUGAUAACUCGCAGGCUAACGCUGUGAUGCAGCAGGCGGCCGUCAUCCUGCAGGUGGAGGAGUCCAUGCCUCGCCUGCGAUGUUUCUAUGACAACCAGUACAUUUUCAAACAUUGCUCACCAUUGGCUAUUGCCUGCAAAGACAUCACAACAAGCUCCCAUUACCACCAGGAACUUGGACACAUCAACGCACAGAUCAAAGAGACGCUGGACCAGUACCUGGUCCUGCAGAGGGAUGCAGAUACCACGAGAGGCGAUGAGACAAUGAGAAGUUCAAAAGUUCAGAGGGAAGAGGACCAGCAAGCACUUCACAACCAGGACCCAUAUAGACAGGAGCUUCAUGCAAUCCAAGCAGAGCUGAAGACGCUUCAGACUCUGGUCCAGCAGCUGGUGUUUGCCUCCACCUUCAUCUACCAACAGAUCUUUGUCCUGUCAGCCGAUGCAUUCACUGACUGA